CGCCAAGUCCCCAACUGCCAGCCGGACUGCUCACGCUCGUUGUCGUCUCUCGCGGACGCUCGGGAGCCCCCAUCACUCGCACAUCUAGCAGGACUGGAAGCAGACCCUCUAAUAUGCUCGUCCUGUCUGCGUUGCAGAACCUGCUCGCCCAGGUCCUCGACCCGCCUUCGCUGCAUAGCGCAGUUCUGUUCACUACGGCUGGGCAGUUGAUCUCGUACGCUGCGGACUCGCUGCGUCCAAAAGACGAGAUACGUGUCGUCGUGGGUAUCGCUGGCGAGGUGUGGCUGGAGACACAAGGGGAAGGUGCUGAAGGUGAGGGAGGCGAGGGCAUGGUCGAUAGUGAGCUGGGACGCAUCAUCGUCAUCCCCAUCGUUGAGGGAGGGUCAGAAGGGAGGGGCGCACCGCUGAUGUUGCUCGCAUUGAACGGGACGGAUAGCGUGGCGUGGGAAGAGCUGCAGAGCAAGGGGAGGGUACUUGCGCAGCAUCUGGCGCGAAAUCUAUCCAAGUUUCGCGACCACCUCAUCGCGCCGAGGUCGCCCCCUCCACCAACGACGGCGCAGCGGUAGUAGCGGUCAGACACAGUGUGAUUGGAUCUUGCAGGCCUCGUUCCAUCUGUACUGUAUACGAUAGAGCUAUCUUGGUUGAAGUUGUA
Messenger RNA from Schizophyllum commune H4-8, 652 nucleotides. RefSeq lists its product as uncharacterized. The coding region runs from base 114 to 566 and encodes 150 amino acids. The record is from RefSeq and is a predicted model, not a curated record. NCBI's taxonomy places the organism in Eukaryota, Fungi, Basidiomycota, Agaricomycetes, Agaricales, Schizophyllaceae. The transcript is spliced from 3 exons.